AUGCAUCAUCCAAUUUUAUCAUGUCUCACUGCUCUUACCAGCUGGACUGCCGUGGCCCUCGCCCUGGGACGACAUUCAUAUCCCCAACCCGUGCAACAUACCAACUACAUCUUCAACGCCAUUCACGCUUCCAUGAGACAAUGGGGGUCCUCGCUACAUCAUAAUGGCAUGUCCUUCUUCCUUGCCUCCGUACCGCAGGGGACUAAGCUCUACCAUGGCGAUUCACGUUCAGACAUUAUCUCCGACAUUGGUUGGAUGGCCUUUGAUCAUGAACACGCGAUGGUAUUUUCUCGUCCGGCUUCCAGGUCAUUACAGGGCCCGUCGGAUCAAUCCAGCUCGCAGCAAGUGAUGGCAUCCCAGGAAGAGAAAGAUGAGGCGGGUUGGUUCCAUACCUACGUGACUAGAAACGAUCUGCGACUGGUUUACAUCGAUGGAACCUCGGUGGGAAAGUCACAUAUAGGCACACUGGACCUGCAGGAUCGGGUUCUUUUUGAGGAUAAACUUGAGAGCAGAGGUGAGGAAUGGAAUGGCCGGAUUGACGGCGUGAUUCGCAUGGCUGCUGGAUUUGAGAUCAUCCUCUGCAAACCCGAGCAGAUGCUAAAGCCAGUGCAUAUUUCCCGCGCCAAGCUCUCCGGUCAGGAUAAAGGAAAGCAGGGCAGCAAGCCGGGGAAAUUGCUUCGCACCGUCACGUCCAAAUAUCACAUCAUGAGUGAUCCGCUUUGA
Molecule: messenger RNA, 723 nt
Organism: Aspergillus sclerotioniger CBS 115572
Lineage: Eukaryota; Fungi; Ascomycota; Eurotiomycetes; Eurotiales; Aspergillaceae
Exons: 2
Coding region: 1-723 (240 amino acids)
Source: RefSeq, a predicted model, not a curated record